UCCAACCACAGAUCUUCUACCUGUCACUCAAAAUGGAAGAUGUUUUCCCUAUCCAAAUCAGACAAAUCAGAUGAGUGUUCACAGUGAUCCAGAGUUCCAAGUUGCAAGUGCCCCAUGUCCACCCCCAUCUGCCUUUCAAAGUUACCUCAGAGUCAUCUUCAGUUUGAUCUGGAAGUCCACAGUUGCCUGCUGCUUCUACUACAUCGGCUACAAGCAAUGGUCAAUCAUAUGGGUAGCUCUCCCAGUCUUAGCAGACACAAUAGUUGACAUUUUUGCCGCUAGGUACGCUAGAAAACGCAAUCGUGCCAAAAUGAGAGGUAUGGCUGAUGAAAAAGACCUCAUUCGAUCCCAUUUCAAAGAACUUCCAGCCUGGGUGUUCUUCCCUGACGUGGAAAGGGUAGAAUGGGUCAAUAGCAUGUUAAGACAGAUGUGGCCUACCGUGAACAACUACGCCAGAUCCUACAUGCUGGAAACCUUGGAGCCUGAGUUAAAAACCACCAUGGACUACUACAUGCUGAAGGGUUUCCACUUCCAGAAGAUAGAACUAGGUUUUAUUCCACCAAAAAUAACAGGAGUUAAAGUGUACGAUAGAACUGGUCGCAAUGAAAUCAUCUUGGACCUUUACCUCUUCUAUGGAGGAGACUGCGAGGUCACCUUUGGUCUGGUUGGAGUAACUGCUGGCAUCAAAGACUUCCAGAUCGAAGGUGGCAUAAAAUACUUCUUCAUAGACGACCCUGACAUUGAUUUUGUUAUGACUGGAGUUACAGGCCUCCUGGAAGUGCCAGGAUUGAGGAAUAAAUUCAGACAAGUCAUAGAAUCAGUCGUGAACUCAAUGUACGUCUUACCAAACAUGUGCGUCAUCGAUUUAUCAGACAACCCUGAAGUUAUCUCCUAUCUAAGAACCCCCAAUCCUAAAGGAGUCCUUAGGGUGUUUGUCGUUGCCGGUAAAAAGUUGAUAUCUCAGGAUAUCAACGGACUCUCUGAUCCUUUCGUCAUCAUCAAAGUUGGAUCUGACGAACACAAAACACAAACUAUAAACUACUCGUUGAAUCCUGUAUGGAACUUCCAUUGUGAGUUUAUAAUAACUGAGCUUCAGGGUCAGAAGGUAACUUUCCACGUAUGGGACGAAGACUACGCAAAGCAUGAUUCUCUGGGACACUGCUCUUAUGAAAUCUCCUCGGUGAAGGAUGCGAAGUAUGUCGACACUUGGUUGAUCUUGGAAGAAGUGUCUCAUGGAUCUAUACACGUGGAGUUCAUGUGGUUCAACCUGUGCAGGUCUUUGCAGGAUCUGCAAAACACCUUGGAAGAUAAUCAUACGUUUCCAGGAGAACCAUUCAAUUCAGCGGUUCUAGUAGUUUUUAUAGAUUCUGCCACAGAACUGCCGAUGAAGAACGGAUUUCCUAAUCCUUUGGUGGAGUUGACAGUAGGAACUGUCACUAAAAAGACGCAGGAGUGUGUAAAAACUGCCAAUCCUAGAUGGGACGAGGGUUUUUGCUUCCUGGUGGUGGAUCCUAACAACAGUUACUUGAAGUUGAAGGUGAUGGAUGGAAGUGCCAACAAGCAGAUCGGUUAUUUCGAGUUUAGCAUCAAUACGUUGCUGAAACAUAGGCAUCUGAAGAUCAGGAGUCAGCCUUUCAAGUUGACCAAGUCUGGCGAGAAUAGCGAGAUUGUUAUGUCGGCAAGUUUAAAGAUAAUGACAAUAAAUGAUGUGACUAUUUCUCAGAUAUUUAUUCUUGUUUGUUGACAUUCGGCUUUUUUUGGAAGAAAUAUAGUUGGGAGA
This is a messenger RNA of Harmonia axyridis, 1780 nucleotides long. Its product is annotated as extended synaptotagmin-1-like. NCBI's taxonomy places the organism in Eukaryota, Metazoa, Arthropoda, Insecta, Coleoptera, Coccinellidae. Gene Ontology annotation, molecular function: lipid binding. The record is from RefSeq and is a predicted model, not a curated record. The transcript has 2 exons. The coding region runs from base 71 to 1744 and encodes 557 amino acids.